Messenger RNA from Cuscuta europaea, 1537 nucleotides. The record is from the annotation of a GenBank genome assembly. NCBI's taxonomy places the organism in Eukaryota, Viridiplantae, Streptophyta, Magnoliopsida, Solanales, Convolvulaceae.
UUCCGUAUUCUUUCGAUCAUUUAUCAAAAUCGUACUCCGUAUAAUCUAAUAUUUCUGCAUUAAAUGCCAUAUGAACACAGUCAGUAGUACAGUGAGUGGAAGCUCAUAUUGAUCCAAAUCAUAAAGACGGAUGGAGAAGAAGUAUGCAUAUAUCGUAAACAAGUUCCCAUUAGCUAAAAGAUCAAUAUGAUACUUCUCCACAUGCAUAAAAUGAUGAUACUACGCAUUAAAUUAAAUUAUACGGAGCUCGCCCGAAAGAUUGCUUUCGUUCAACAACCCAUCGUUUUCACUUCUCAGCCGUAUUUGAUGAUUCCAAGAUUUGUGAUGAUUUCCCAUGCCAGGAGAGGCUUUAUCAAUUAAGGUUUGAAAAGAAGAGAAUUAAGAAGAUGCCAGCAGUUUGGGUUUCCUUGAAGAAAUCAUGGAAAUGCAGAUCAGAGGUAGGAGAUGUUCAUGACCCCAAUGGCCAUAAAACUCUCUGCAGGAUAUCAGCUCCGGGUACGAGCUCGUACCAGGAGUUCUCAAGUGUGGGUACUAACUUUCAGCGGAAAGCUAGUACCACGAUCAGGUCGGGCUGCUCGAGGUCGAUUGCUAACCUCAAGGAUGUUGUCAUCCAUGGGAGCAAAAGGCAUAACGAGACUCCCCAGCAUUUGGAAAGCCCAAGAUCCAUUGGCAGCAGUGAGCUGCUGAACCCAAUUGGGCAUGAGGUGGUUCUUGAUGAUUCCACCUACGAGCUCAAGAUCACUGCCACCGCCGGAGAUGGCGGCUGCCGUGGUGCCUCAUCGCCCUUUUUGGGGGGCACCCUUACUCCCAGGGGGCACCAUUUUGCUCCGUCCCGGAGGUCCGGUGUAGGAAUGGGUAGUCCUGCAAGAACAGGGUCUUCAUCAUCUCGUGGGCUUUCAAAGAGGAUAGGAUCCGGAGGAGUUGGGGUCAUUGUUGCUAGGCCCAGAACGAGGUCGGGCCGUAAGAUGAAUUGUGGAGGAGAAAACGUUGGUCUUCGGGCUUUGACUUGUCAUAAAUGUGGUGAGCUGUUCUCGAAGUGGGAUGCUUUUGAAUUACACCACCUCUCCAAACAUGCUGUUACCCAACUUGUUGAAGGAGACUCUUCUAGGAACAUUGUUGAAAUGAUAUGCAAAAGUAGCCGGUCUAACAAUGGGAUUGAGAGGAUCCUGAAGGUCCAUAACAUGGAAAAGACACUAGCCGAUUUCGAAGAAUAUCGUGAAAGGGUGAAGAUCCGGGCUAACAAACUAGCCACCAAACAUGCGCGUUGUCUAGCUGAUGGCAACGAGCUUCUAAGGUUCCAUGGCACGACCGUCGAAUGCCCGCUCGGUACGAAUGACUCCCCGAGCAUUUGUUUUUCGGAUAAAUGUAACGUUUGCCAGAUUUUGAGACAUGGAUUUACAAUGAAAAAGGAGAUUAAUGGAGGGGUAGGAGUCUACACGUCUUCUACUAGUAGUAGAGCGCUUGAAGCUAUUCAAUCUUGUGGUAAGAAAAAGGCACUUAUAGUUUGCAGAGUGAUUGCUGGAAGGGUACAUAGACC